AUGGUAAAUCAGGCAGAAUCGGCAGAUGAACGAGCGUUGCGUCGGGAGCUGCAAGCAUUGGCAAAAAAGCGUGAGACGAUCAAUAGCACAAAACGUCGAGGCAGUGGAGAAGCGAGUAGAAAAGCAAUAGGUCGAGGAAGUGUAUUUGCAAGAUUGGGUGGGGAACCAACACGUACAGGCCGACAGGUUGUCCAUUUGAAGGUGAAUAAUACGCGAGGGAACGCUUCGUGGAGGUUGGGCAAACGUGAGAAUGAAGACGUUCGACAGAGAAGUCAUGCAAUGAAAAAGCAGAAACUGCACUCAGCAGUAGCCAGACCAGAUGGUGUUGAUCAUCCUGAUGGGGGUGUGGAGACCAGCAGAAAUGCUGUCGCCGUUACGUCACCAUCUGCUAAUAAUGCUCGUGCCCAGGAGCGGAAGCAACGUGCAGUAGCACCGUAUGCACAGAAGGAUGGUAUUGCACGCAGUCGACGGAUGUUUGGUGCACUGAUGGGGCAUCUGGGCAAAGCAAAGCGGCAAAUUGAAAAAGACACUGAUUUGUUCAAGCGCCAGGACACAAAGCAGCAUGAGGCGGAGCAGAGGGAGAAGGCGCAGAGCAAGAAUCUUGAGGAUCAAGCUCGUCUGGAGGCGAAAACAGCGCAACUCGAGGCGUUGAUUGUGCGCACUGAACUUGACCGGAGGGAGCAGAUCGUACGUGCUAAAUUGGAGCAUUUGCAGACGGUUCGAAAAAGCGAAAGCCAAUCAAAGUUUCUGGUCACUAUUGCGUCUCCACCUAUCUACUAUCUUCCCUCAAGGCACACGAAGGAGACACGGGAAUUAGUUGCUGCAUCCAUGGAGGCUCACGAAGCAAAGGUGAAAGCUAAAGAACGAAGCCACGAGGAAAAACUGCGAAAGCUGGAAGCCGAAUUUGAAACCAAAUUAGAGCAGCUUCGUGCAGAUCUGAAGGCAUUAAAGAAGAGCAAGGAGGAGGACAGCGCUGACGAGCAGGCAACUAGCGACAAAGAGAAUGAUAUAAUGGACGACAAAGACCGGGACAUCGACCGUUUUAACCGUGAAGACGAGAAGCAUCGACAAGAAAGCCCAAAUGAGCAGUGCGAUGGGCCUUUAGCUAUGGAAGCUGAAAAGAAGGAUACUGUUCAGGAAAGUGUGUCUGGUAGCGAACGAGAUGAUAGUAGUCGUACAGAAUCAAGGAUUACAGGUGGAGAGGACGGUAAGGCUUUGGUUCAACCAGAAAGUCAGAGCAUCGAUGGGAAUGAACCAUCUACUUCACCUCAGAAAAGUGUGGACGGUAUGGAUGGGGAUCACAGCGACAUGGAGGCUUCAUCUUCCAGUCGAGUGAACGAGAAGUUAGAGCUCGGAAAGGAGGACGUGAUGCCGAACAACCAACCUGCCAUGACUUGUGUCGAAAGAGAGCGUGAGGAAGAAGAGCUUGCAAGUCGCUCUGAUACUGCUACUGCAGUUGAUCGUCAUGAGAUUGGUGACUCCAUCGAGUCCAAAGAAGAUGCGGCCGUUGAUGUCGAUAAGAUGAAGGUGAUUGAGCUACGAGCGGAGCUAAAGGAGCGAGGACUUGAUGCCAAGGGUCUUAAAGCUAAACUUGUGCAGCGGCUGAAGCAGGCAAUGCAUGACGAAGACGAAUCAAAGUGA
Molecule: messenger RNA, 1641 nt
Organism: Peronospora belbahrii
Lineage: Eukaryota; Oomycota; Peronosporomycetes; Peronosporales; Peronosporaceae
Source: the annotation of a GenBank genome assembly